Exophiala viscosa is the source of this 1836-nucleotide messenger RNA. RefSeq names its product choline dehydrogenase. The transcript has 3 exons. Lineage: Eukaryota; Fungi; Ascomycota; Eurotiomycetes; Chaetothyriales; Herpotrichiellaceae. The record is from RefSeq and is a predicted model, not a curated record. Gene Ontology annotation, biological process: secondary metabolite biosynthetic process. Gene Ontology annotation, molecular function: oxidoreductase activity, acting on CH-OH group of donors; flavin adenine dinucleotide binding. Bases 1 to 1836 code for a protein of 611 amino acids.
AUGCAGACCAUGUUGACCACUCUGAUUCUGGGUGCCGCCAUCGCUGCUGCGGCGCCCUUGACUGCUAGAACCUUGGUUAGUGAUGCGGCAGGCCAAACGUACGACUACAUUGUUGUCGGAUGUGGUGUGUCUGGUCUUGUUGUUUCGUCUCGGUUGAGCGAGAACGAGGACGUGACUGUGCUGUGCCUGGAGGCGGGAGCGCUCGACCACUACGAAGAUGAUAUCCUGAUCCCAUACUAUAUUGGUCUCCAACCGGAUGGCUUCUAUGAAUGGGGCAUCUACACUGUGCCUCAGACUCAGUUGGACGGCGAGAGUCGUCAUAUCCCAAUGGGCAAGGGUGUCGGCGGUGGCUCUUUGAUCAACGGUAUGGUCUGGAAUCGAGGAAACCAGGAAAGUUUCGAUGCCUGGAACGACGUUGGUAACACUGGAUGGGGUUGGAACGCUCUCCUACCGUAUUUCGAGAAGUCCGAGACGUAUACGCCAAAGAACUAUUCUGGUGCAGAGGUGCAACCCGAGUUGCAGAACCCAAAUGUCCACGGCACUAGUGGUCCAGUCCAAGUUUCGUAUCCCAACUACUAUUGGCCGCAAACCAACAACUGGUUCGAGGCUCUGCACGAAUUGGGCAUUCCGACCUCAGCUGAACCGAACGAGGGUCUCAGUGCGGGAGGUUACUUCCUGCCACUGGACAUUGACCCGGUCAACCAAACCCGAUCCGAUGCUCGUCGUUCUUACUACGACCCUAACAUCGCACGUACCAAUUUCAAUGUUCAGGACAACUCGCAAGUCACCAGAGUCCUUUUCGACACCAGUGACAACCUGACGGCGACCGGUGUCGAGUUUGCAACAGGAGCCUCUGCACCUCGACAGACAGCCUACGCCAGUCGUGAAGUCAUUAUCGCUGCUGGCGCCAUCCACAGCCCUCAGCUUCUCGAGCUUUCCGGCAUUGGUCAAUCAUCCAUCCUUGAACCUCUUGGCAUCACUGUGCUCCAAAACCUCCCAGGUGUUGGAAACAAUCUCCAAGACCACGGCAUGAUCCACAUAGACUACAACUACACAGCCACAUAUAUCAUGGAUGUCAACGACUUUGCCACCAACGCGACAUUCAACGACGAAUCUGCGGCCGAGUACUACAGCAGCAAGACCGGACCUUGGACCGCCAAACCCAGCUGUGCCGUCGCCUUCCCCUCACUCGAGCAGGUCACGGACAGUGCUUCGUCCAUGCUCGCCGCAGCAAGUUCCGCGGCCUACAACCUUCCGUCCACAUACGACGACGAACCGACCCUGCAAGCCGGCUACGCGCGCCAGAUGGCAAGUGUGCUCUCCGAGCUCGCGAACGAGAACAUCCCCGCGUUCGAGAACUUGAACAACAAUGCCGGUGGCCUGGACUUGGCGCUCAUGCGACCUCUCUCCCGGGGAACCACGCACAUUACCUCCACUGACCCUUUCACCACCCCGAGCGUUGACCCGCGAUGGCUCGUCCACUCAUUCGAUUACGACGUCAUGAUCCUCGCGAUGCAAGUGAACCAGAAGAUCUUGGAUACUCAAGCUAUUCGAUAUCUUGGUCCGUCGUACGCACAGAUCCCACAGGACGCCACGGCCGAGCAGUUGGGCGAGAUCCUGCUUGCCGGAAUCGGCACGGAGUACCACUAUUCGUGCACGACGGCCAUGUUGCCGCUUGAUUUGGGUGGUGUGGUUGACGAGGAUUUGAUGGUCUAUGGCACAAACAACCUCAGGAUCGUGGAUACUGGUAUCUUCCCCAUGGUGCCAGGAUCCCAUCUGCAGGCAGUGACAUAUGGUGUUGCUGAGAAGGCGGCUGAUAUCAUCAAAGCUGCUUAG